Cimex lectularius (bed bug) is the source of this 6086-nucleotide messenger RNA. RefSeq names its product putative leucine-rich repeat-containing protein DDB_G0290503. The record is from RefSeq and is a predicted model, not a curated record. The transcript is spliced from 51 exons. NCBI's taxonomy places the organism in Eukaryota, Metazoa, Arthropoda, Insecta, Hemiptera, Cimicidae. The coding region runs from base 918 to 5978 and encodes 1686 amino acids.
AAUUUUUUCAUGUAAUAAAAAUUUCUAUUCUAUAACCCAUUAGUAGAGGAGUAAAACAGCACUGCCUGAUGGACUCAGAGCAAUAGGCUCUUUAGUCAUCUCAGCAAUAAAUCUACUGGCUAAACUUUUUUUAUUGCUCUGUGUGUUUAUCAUUAUUCAUUCUAGGUUGAAACUUCGGGCAUUGUAAUUUCUAGCACACUCCACGUAUGACUUAUUCAAGAUGUGAGCUGGUCGUCUUGCAGAACGGAUUAUUUGACGCUGCCAUUCCGGAUAAUGUUGUUUUAGUGUGUGAGCCUUCGCACUUUUUUGGCGAUCUUAUCAAAGUAGGUCAUCUCCGGUUUGGCUGUCCCUGAUGUCUUAAAAAAAGUAUGACGAGGCAAAAUAGUCCGAUAGAAAAAAAUGUUCAUACCGGAUUUACCAAUUAUUUGAUCGAAUUGCCUUCGACGUUUUUCGUAUCUUGCUGUGCAUGCGUGUCUACGUCUGCAAUGAUGGAGUGUAAUGUCUCUGCAGAAACGUAAUCAGCACUCGUUUCGUCCGAAACGGAUCUGGUUUACAUGCGAUUCGCAUUGUCGAUUUUCGGUAUUGAGAAUGGGAUUUGGAAAAUAAUAGAAUACAUAUACAUAAAAUUAUGGCAAAGGAUGCCAAGGCUGCAGCUGUUUGGCGUCGGCCUCAACAGGUGGCGCAACCGGCUCCAAACAAGUCAAAGUCAACAGUUGAACACAUGAUAGGAAUCAGUUGAUUACCAAGCCUCAUCUCGAUUACACACGCUCAACCCGGUUUCUUAAUUUCAUAUUUUUUCCCCUUCGAACCUUUCCGAGGUCCCACUCGCCAUCCACAACACGACUCCUCGUCAGCGGAAUUUGUGUCUUAAGCGUGAUUGCUCGUAGUCCACCGUCAUUUAGCAAUCUCGACCGAAGAUGACCGAAGAAGAGAUGUCCAAAUGCGUCGAGCGGAUCUGCACCGAGGUCGGAGCGGGUGCCAAAAUCAUGGAAGAAUUCCACAAUUUGUACAGAGACAGACUGACCAAGGACGGACGAGGAGAAAUUAAAGAAGAAACAGUUAAGACUCUUGAGGAAUGGGUCAGUGAUCUUACCGAACAGAAUCAGUUUCUGUUAAAAGCAGUUGAAGAACUGGAAAAGGAGGCACUGGGUAGGGUGAACCUGCUGGACAGCCUUGCACAAUCCCAAAAGGCAGAGGAUCAGGACACAAGUUAUUUCAGUGAAAGUAUAAAACAUUUAGAACAAAAAUUAACAAUGGCCCAGAAAGGUCUAUGUGCCAAAGAGACAGAAACCAAGUACCUCAAAAUGAAGAUUUGCGAUUUAGAAAAGCAACUAUGUAACAAGCUGGAGAGUAAUAAUACCAUAGAAGACCUUCUAUGCACUAAAAAAGGCUUGGAAAGCAAACUGGACUUCAUUGAAACUGAACUUACAAACACAAAACUGCAAGUAGAAGAAUUAAGUAACCUUCUCAUAGAAAAAGAUAUUGAGCUCAGAGAAUGUCAAGAAUCAGAAAAUUCAGAAUUGUGCAAAUUAAAGGCUCAAUGCGAACAAAUGAAAACAUGCCUAGAGGAAUCUGAAUUACAGAAGAGAGCAUUAAAAGAAAUAAAUGAAGAAAGAGAGGUAUAUUCAAAAAUGGCGCAAAAGUUAAAACAGUUUGAGUUCUUUAGAGAGAAAUUGCAAAAACUGCAUGCCGAGUUGGAUGAGGCACUUAAAAAGAAUAUAAAGGAUGAAAAAGAUUUAGAAUAUUAUAAGAAAUGCACUCGGAACAAGAAUCAUGAGGGAUGUUUGGAAUGUAAAGAAAGAGGAAAUAGCAACAUCGCACUGGAAGAGCUUAAGAAAAAAAUUGAGGACGAUAAAGACCUUCAACUUGCUCUUACGGCGGAAGUGGCGGAGAAGCACGACAUCAUAGUCAAGCUCAAAGACCAAGUGAAAGAACUCGAGGAACAGUUGAGGCAGUCGGACAUGCAAACCCAUUAUAAAGAUGACAUCAUACAACAACUAAGAAAAGAAGUCAAGCUAGGCAGGGCAAAGGAGUCACUUGCCGAAAUGCUAGGCCUUAAGGAGGGCCCAAGGGCACAAAUGAAAGCUCGGAUUGACCAUUUACAUGCUGAACUGGAGGAAAGGAAUUCUGAGAUACUGAGGCUGGAGACACGUCUUGACCGUAGCAGCCUAGCUGCCCUUGAAUCAAGGCUCCGUAUCCAGACUGAGGAGCUUUUCAGCAGAAAUCAAAAAAUUUUAGAAAUGUGUGACAAAUUAGAUUACAUAAGGCGUUAUCUGGAUAAACUCCGCUCUGAUGAGCCUCUAAGUGUAAAGUGCGGACUUGAAGCUUUGCUUUUAGAGCUGACUGAAGAUGUAGAAUGGAAUCGUGAGACGCGCCGACAUGCUUCUUUAUCGCUUGACAAGGAUCCAAGUGAUUCCAUAAUAAUUAUUAAUCACCGAAGCCACUCUCUCCCCGAUACGUCCCUCCAGAAACAAAUGUGUAAUUUGUUGAGUACUUCAGAUGCAGAAGUGUUUCGAAAGCAAACAAUCCAAAAAAGUACCUACUCUCUGACGGAUAACUGCCAUGUUAACAUAGUGAACUGUCUCGAAGAGUUCAGCAAGUUUUUCAAUGAGAAGAAUGAUCAAAUCCUGCAAGCAUGGAGCUCACUCAGAGAUGAUAAUUGGAAACCUUACUCAACUUGUGAACUGGAAUCUGUGAGAAAAUCAAUCGAAGGUGAAAAAGAAAUGCUGAUAAGCGCCUCAACCAGUAUGAAAGCAAUAAUAGAAAACAUAAUUACACCUAAGGAGAUAUUAAGCCUCGAGUGUCACGAAGAAGACCAACACACAUGCAGUGGGGUUUCAGAAAUUAAAGAAGACCACAGCAUGCCAAAAUUACCAAAAAUACACUUGGAAAAGAUUGGAAUAAUUCAAAAUAAUAUAAAUCAGGCAAUAGUGGAAAAAGAAAGUGUCCUUCAAAAAUUAAACAGCAUCAAGAUGUUCCAGGAAAGCUGUUACCAGCAACUUGAAGCAAAGUUAAGCCAAAUGGAUAUGAACUUAAAAGAACACGGGAACAUUGUGAAAGAUGUUAAAAGUGAACUCCAAAUUCUACUCGAUACGGCAAAGGAUCAGGAUCUCAGAAUUACAAGUAAUGAAAGCGUUAAUUUCCUAAAACUUAUUGAGUCAGCAAAUAUAUUUUCAGCACUUGAAAAUCAGGAAGAUGCAAUUUUGAUAGAAACUGAAGUCGAGUCUAAUUCAUUGGACGAAUGUCUCGCAAAGCCACACCAACAUAUCCAUACAAUAGCGUACAAACUGCAAAAAGAGGUCAAGUCGUGCGUGCUGGACUUACGCCGACGUGAAAAGGCUUUAAGCGACAUUGUCAAUGAGGGUACUCGACUGCACAAAGCUAUGAGUUCACUCCAGAAUGAAUUGACAACACUUGAACCUGUUGUAAUGAAUAGUAGAAAAAUUUGUAAAAUGGCCAGUUUGCAAAAAUCUAUUUCAAUGAUGGCUGAUGACAUCCACAAUAUGCUCAUGACCGCAAAGAAUUAUAACUCUGAAAGGGAGCUGGCUGAGGCAAAACACUUAAUUUCUGAAAAGAAAAUCGAAGACUUACAGUCCAAGUUAAAAUCCACGAUUGAUAAUUUCAUUCUUUCAGUUGAGUCGUCGAGAGAUGGGGACAAUCAGCAGUUGAUGAAGUGGAAAGAAGAUGUCCAAAAAUACAGGCUCAAGCUUGAAGAAUUACUUAAACAGGAGAAGGAAAUGAAAACAAAUAGCAUGAAAGAACAGCUUGUCAAAGAACAACGCAUAUAUUUCUUGGAGCAAGAAUUAAGCAACUCUUUACACACUUAUGCUGAAUUUCAAGCAGAAAAAUUAAAUGAAUUGCAAUGCAAAAUGGAUGAAAUUGAAGAGUUGAAGACAAAUUUGAAAAUUUCAGAAACAUCGAUUGAAGAGUUGAAUGAACAAUUGAAAUGCAUGAAAGAAAAAGAAAAAGAAAAUACAAGACUGUCUAUUCUCAUUAAAGGAAUGGGAGACUGUAAAAAUGAAGCAGAGAGUUUACAACAGCAACUCAAAAUAUCUACUGAACAUCUGGAAGUGCUUAAAUUCGAGAAUGCAUCUUUGGUGCGGAUUAAUCAAGAAAUUAUCCAAGAGAACAAGAAAUCUCUGAAGGAAAAGGAUAAUAUGAUAACUGAUUUAAAAAAUAAAAUCAUGUCAGAGGCACAGCGUGUUGUUGAAAUUUCAACAUUAUUUGAAAGUACCAAGUUUGAAAAAGACAAAGCUAUAGAAAACCUAAAUACGAAGAUGCAUAAUUUUUGUAUGAUAUUGAAAAGCAGUUCGUGUCUGGUUAAAGGCCUCCAAGAAAACUUUAGAAAAAUAAAGCAAGCAAACGCUCAAGAAAUCAACUGCCUAAACCAAAAUUUCAAUACACUGAAACAACUCUUUACAAAAAUUCAAGAACAGGUUUAUGUAUUGCACAAGAAAGAAGACCAAUUAGUUAACUUAGGAGAAGAAUACAAAAAGUUGAAAGAGGAGCGAACACAACUGAUUGAAGAGCUCGAACUUCUUAAACAGAAAGUCGAUGAUAUUCAAACAAAAUUUAAUAGUUGUUCAAUAGAAUUGAAAGAAAAAGAUAAAGAAAUAGAAAUGUUAAAGCAUAAACAAAAUAAUGCUGAAGAAGAAUUAAAAAAUACUGAACAACGACUUAAGCAACUUGUAAUGUCUAAAGAAGAAGAAAUCUACCUCCAGAAAACUGUAUUGGAUGAAUUGAAUGAUAGACUGGAGGAACAUGAAGAUGAAGUUAAGCACCUUAAAGCUUCACUUGAAAAGGCAAAUUUCUUAAAACAUGAACUUGACCAACAAAGGGAAAGAGAAAGAAUUAAGAAUAAAACACUUGAAACAAAAUGCAAUGAACUUGAAAAGAUUAGUGAUGAACUGAAAGCACAACUAGAAAAAUUGAAUGAAGAAAAAGAAAAUAUGAUUGAAGAGCGAAAUCUAACUUUGGGUGAGCUUCAAUCUAAGAUAACGAACCUUGAAUUUGAAAAUGGAAGGCUUGAAGAGAAGUUAAUAAAACAAGACAAUUGGGAUCAAAUUGAAGAAUACAAAAUGAAACUAAUGGAUGCUAAAAAGGAGAUUGACAAAUUUCACAAAAUCUGCCUGGAACAUGAGAACCUGCAAGAAAACCUCAUGAAUAAAGCAGUCGUUCUCAGAAGGAAAGAAAAAGAGUUAUUUGGUCUGAAGAGAACUGCAGUCAAAUCUGAAAUGACCAUAAAAGCGCUGAGGGCAAGACUGAAGGCAUUCGCGGAUCUCUGCAAGACAUUGAAAACAGAACGGGUAACGAUACUUGAGAUGAAUAAACAACUGACUUGGACUAAAGAAAAAAUAUGUGAACAGUUGAAAGAGCACAAGCACUGUGUUGAAGAGAAGGAACUGUUAACAAAAGAAAACCAAAAUCUUCUUCAAACAAUUGAUACAAAGGAAGAUAUGUUAAAAAGAAUGACCGGUGUUAUAAACAUGCUUAGCGAACACUCAUGUAAAAUUGACACAGACGCAAGUGCAACUUUUGAUGAGCAGUCAAGAAAGUUAGAAAAUAUUGUUGAACGUUUACAAGUAGCCAACACAAAUCUUUCAGAUGAGAACAAUGCUUUAAAAAGGGAAAUCCAGUCGCUGUGCAGUGCCAAAUAUGACUCAUCACAAGCCAUAGAGGUGAAGGGAGAACAAUCAAAAGAGAAGUUGGUCCUGAUUAACAAACUAACAACGUACAGUUCUAAGUUCAAACAAUGCCUCGAAAAUUAUAGAAAGCUAUUGAAUUUAUUUGAUAAACUACAAGGCUGUUAUGAGAACUGCAAUUGUCAGUGCAAGGAAGAUAGCACCUUCCUUAGCAGUGAAUGCAGUGUGCUGCAAACCUCUAACACUUCAAUCAGUGAAGGCAAUUGUGAAAGCUGUUAUGUGACUGAAGCGUCAGAACAGUUUUUAUCAGAGGAUGAGAGUUACCAUCGACUAUAAUUGUCAAACUACAGCUCUCUGCUGUAGAGAAAGUGGUUAUGUGCACGAGAUUAAAACCCAUAUAUAAGCAUUUAUGGCUGUCACGUCCAAAAUAAAAUCUCAAAUCUG